This is a messenger RNA of Pollicipes pollicipes, 1016 nucleotides long. Its product is annotated as chromobox protein homolog 7. Gene Ontology annotation, cellular component: PRC1 complex; chromatin. Gene Ontology annotation, biological process: negative regulation of transcription by RNA polymerase II. Lineage: Eukaryota; Metazoa; Arthropoda; Thecostraca; Pollicipedomorpha; Pollicipedidae. The record is from RefSeq and is a predicted model, not a curated record. Bases 169 to 978 code for a protein of 269 amino acids. The transcript has 2 exons. Gene Ontology annotation, molecular function: chromatin binding.
CUACAGAACGUUGUUGACGGCGGGUCUGGCUUGGCGUUGACACUGGUCCGAGGGACUGGCUGGCAUUGGUGCUAACUUGUGACUCUCAGUAAGACAUUCAGGGAACUCAUUAUGACCAUCAUGUGCAGGUGUGGCUGAUGAGCGAGCGGCCGCCGCCGCGCCGGCCCGAUGAGUGACAAGAUCGGCAGCCUGCCCACCGGCGUGUACGCCGCCGAGGGCAUCCAGAAGCGGCGCUACCGCAAGGGCCGCGUCGAGUUCCUCGUCAAGUGGAAGGGAUGGAGCCCCAAGUACAACACCUGGGAGCCGGAGGAGAACAUUCUCGACAAGCGGCUGAUCGAGGCGUUCCAGGGCAAGGAGAAGGAGCGGGACGGCACGCCGAGCCGGCGCGGGCCACGGCCGCGCCGGCUGCGCGAGCCCGACGAGCGCGCCGGCCCGGCCGAGCCUGCCGAGCCCGACGAGCCGGCCGAGGCCGACGAACCCAGCGAUGAGCCCGAUGACAAGCCGGAGCCCGAGAGACCGGGCAAGCGACGCGCCGAGCUGCUGAACGACGCCGGCAAGAUCGGCGUCACCAUCUCCACCACCGGGCCGCGCUCGCCGUCGGCCAAGCUGGCCAAGCUGUCGCCGCGCCGCGCGUCGGCCGAGGCCGGUGACGCGCCGCCCAAGUCGCCCAAGAUCAAGAUCAUCCCGCCGCGGCCGCCGGAGCCGGCCGAACGCGGCCGGCGCCGCGCCGAGCCGGCCGACGAGCAGCUGGUGAUGCCACCCGCCGAGUUUUGGCGCCGCGUCAACCCGCUCAUGGACCGCAUCGUCAUCACGGACGUGACGGUGGACGCUGGCACCGUCACCAUCCGCGAGUGUCCCACUGCUGAGGGGUUCUUCCGCGGCGCGGAGACCGACGCUGACACCGACCCUGCCCCCGCUCCCGCCGUCGCCCCCGCUGUUGGCGAGGGUGACAAGAAGCCGGCCCCGCAGCCGGCUUAGGGAGUGCACCGGGGCGCUGCCGCCAGCGGGGGAGGGGG